This is a messenger RNA of Pomacea canaliculata, 9576 nucleotides long. RefSeq names its product rap guanine nucleotide exchange factor 6-like. The record is from RefSeq and is a predicted model, not a curated record. Gene Ontology annotation, cellular component: apical plasma membrane; plasma membrane. NCBI's taxonomy places the organism in Eukaryota, Metazoa, Mollusca, Gastropoda, Architaenioglossa, Ampullariidae. Gene Ontology annotation, biological process: positive regulation of GTPase activity; Ras protein signal transduction. Gene Ontology annotation, molecular function: protein binding; guanyl-nucleotide exchange factor activity.
CUCGUUCUGAGAGUAAACAUGAUGGCGACCGACUUAUCUGGGAACACCUAUAAUUCAAGUAAUCGGGGAUAGUCUUUUCCUAAUGGAAACGAUUAACAAAACAGUGUGAUUUUUUUAGAUCAUAUUUUUUUUUGAAUUCUGUACAAUUUUCAGCUAAGUCAUUCAUUGGAAGUUGUCAGAGUGGUUAAAUGUUGAGAAAAUGGCUGCAAAGAAAAUCAUCAUUAUCAAGCAGCCUGCAAGUUCUGGCUAUGGUGAUACAACUUGACUCAAGAAAAAACAUAAACAUACUUUUCUGCAGGACUAGACAAAAGAAAUGAAGCUGCAUGAGUUGCUUGUAUUAAACCGAUUUCUUGGACCAACUCAAUCAAGUGUCUACAGUGAACACGGAAGAGAAACAUUGACAAAAUGAAAUGCAUAAACUGUAUGGUCUAAAAGUUGCUUUUAUGUGGCUCUAAAAGCAGAGUGUGUAUCUGUGUACAGUUCUGUGGAGAUUGAGGAAGUAAGCAAUUAUAUUUUGGAUUGGGUGUCCAGAUGUGGAUACCAGACAUUUUUUCACUGCAGUGCAGAAACAGAACUGGGUUAUUAUCAGCUGCUAUUUAAAUCAAUAUGUCUGCAGAGGAGUGCAAAUUUAUAGAAUGUCUGAAGAAAGAGCCUCAACAGCGGGCAGAGCAGGACUUGAGUCUCAUCUUUGCCUUUCUACAUGGCAUGGAGGCUCUUGCCAGCCUCCGAGAACCAGCUCUGAGAGCCUUGUGUAAGACUGCCCGUUACGUGCACCAUGAUGCAAAUGACAUUAUUUACUGUCAAGGAGAGCUGGCUUCCUGCUGGUACAUAUUACUAUCGGGAUCGGUGUUUAUUGAAGGCUCAAUGUUUCUUCCUCGUAGCAGCUUCGGUAAGCGCAGCCAAGGAUGUGCACGGAGGACCAGCGAGUGCCUGACCCUGGAGCCGUCAGAAAUGAUAGCGAUCGAUUACCCAGAUGUACAGGCACAUAAAGGAGGUCAGCGCAAUACAUGCUCAGCCAAUUUAGAUCGGCUGUUGUCUCCAAACCUGGAUCCCCACCUUGACCUUCGAACAGGCAUACGAAGGAUGAACUCAGAUAGUGUGAUUGAACAGUUACCAGUAGAUGGCGGGGGAGCUGUAGGAUUGAUGCUACGAGAACCUUUUCUGCGUCAUGACCAGUUGAUGAAAAGAAGUUCUCGUGCAAGCGAUACAUCAAGUGCAUACUCGGGGUCUGACAUGAUGCAGUCAUCUUUGGAAGACCCAGAUAAUCCAGAAGCAGAUAUGAGUGGAUUGGUGGAGAGUAUGGUAGACUCAGAUGAUGAGGAGGGGUAUGCAGAGUCCACUGAGUCUAUUCGAGAUGACACUGUACGAGACUGCCUGGAAAAGACUGCCUCUGAAAGAACAGAAGAUGACAUUGAAAUACUCAUGGAGUUUAUGCAACAUUUUAGAGCAUUUGCCAACAUGACCCAAAUGACUCGGCGAGCACUAUGUAGUGUCAUGGUAUUUGCUGUUGUCCCACGUGAGGGAACUGUGGUCAUGAAAGAUGGGGAGGAGCUGGACUCCUGGUCUGUCAUCUUAAAUGGCGAGGUUGAGAUUACACGGCCAGAUGGCAGUGUGGAGCGUCUGCAGAUGGGCGACAGUUUUGGAAUCACACCUACUAUAGAGAAGUUGUACCACAAUGGAGUGAUGCGUACAAUGGUAGAUGACUGUCAGUUUGUCUGUAUUGCACAACAGGAUUACUAUCACAUUCUAAACCAGGAAAAAGAGAACACACAAAGGCACGAGGAACAAGGCCAGGUUGUCAUGGUGACAGAACAUCGUGAGCUGGAGGGAGGCAACAGAAAAGGCCAGAUUGUUAUAAGGGGUACACCCGCACGGCUUAUGCAACAUCUAGUUGAGGAUCAUUCAGCCAUCGAUCCCACGUAUGUUGAGGACUUCCUGCUCACAUACCGCACUUUCCUGGAUGGCCCAAUUCACCUGGCUAACAGUUUGCUUCAUUGGUUUGACAAUCCCAGCUACAGACCCAGGGUGACUCGAGUGGUGCUGUUUUGGGUUAACAACCACUUUAAUGACUUCGAGACAGACCCUGCAAUGUGCGAGUUCCUAGAGCAUUUUGAAUGCCUGCUUGAACAGGAGUCAGAAACAGACUUUGAGCGGAUGGUUGGACAGAUGAGCCUACUAAACAUGGCAUGCACUGCAAAAGCAAAAGUUCGCACUGUGACAUUGAUGCGUACUGCACGAGACGAGAUUCUCCAUUUCUCUAUUCUGGGCGGGCAAGAACGGGGACAUGGCAUCUUCAUUACUAAGGUGGACAAAGGGUCCAAGGCUGCUGAAGUUGGAUUGAAGCGAGGCGAUCAGAUUCUGGAAGUAAAUGGUACCAAGUUCCAGCAGAUUUACUAUAACAAGGCAUUGGAGAUUUUGCGAGGAUCGACUCAUCUUUGUAUCUCCGUAAAGUCUAAUCUGCAAGAUUUUAAAGAAAUGCUAAGGUCUGCAGAAAAGAACACUCCAAGAAAAGUAAAACGUGAUGAAGCAGGUCUUCCACCAGCAGCCCACCACCGACUGUCUGCUCCCGAUCUGGAGGUUACACUAUCUUUCAUUACAACAGAGAAGGAAAAGAAGCCAGAACGAAAAGGUUUCUUUGGGCUGGGCACCAAGCCCCGCAUUAAAAAAGCUCUAGAGAAGAUGAAUAUAUUACCUAAAAUGAAUGGAAACAUCAACCAUUCAGAUGAAAGCCUUUACUCCAAACCAUCUCGCAAAUCAUCAUCAUCGUCAUCAUCUUCAACAACAGGCUUUUCUAAUCAUCUAAGUGCUAGCAAUCCUGAUAUCUCGUCGUUAACAUUAGGUGUUGAUGACAGAAGUGAUUAUCCUGAACAUGUGGUGAAGGUCUAUCGUGCUGAUCAGUCUUUCAAGUUCCUUCUCAUACACAAAGAAACAACAGCGAAGGAAGUGGUUAUGCUCGCUCUGCAGGAGUUUGGCAUCACGGAGUCAAGUUGCAACUUCUCUCUGUGUGAAGUUACUGUAGAAUCAGAGAUGUUCAUCAAAAGACGACGUUUGCCUGACCAACUUGCAAACUUGCCAGAUCGCCUGAAUCUCAAUAGCAGGUAUUACAUCAAGAACAACCUCAGCACAGACCCUCUCAUUCCGGACGAGAUGAUAGGGGAACUUUUGAAGGAGAGCCAGAUAUCCUUGCUGCAGCUCAACCCAGCAGAGCUUGCCUGGCAGCUGACCUUAGAGGACUUCAAGGUCUUCAGGGAGAUCGAGCCUACUGAGUAUGUAGAUGAGCUUUUUGAGCUGAACUCUAAGUAUGGAUGCCCCAUGAUCCAGAAGUUUGCAGAGCUGGUAAACAGGGAAAUGUUCUGGGUUGUGACAGAGGUAUGCAGUGAACCCAACUUGGUGAGGCGCAUGAAAAUGCUGAAGCAUUUCAUUAAAAUUGCAAAGUUUUGUAAGGACUACAAGAAUUUUAACUCCAUGUUUGCCAUAAUGAGUGGACUUCGUCAUGGUUCUGUCUCACGGUUGCGGAGCACCUGGGAGAAACUUCCUAACAAAUAUCUGAAAAUGUUUGAAGAUCUGGAGACAUUAAUGGAUCCAUCACGUAACAUGGCCAAGUACAGGAACCUGCUGAACAGUGAUCAUGUGCAACCUCCAGUUAUCCCCAUCUUUCCUGUAGUGAAGAAGGAUUUGACUUUUAUUCACUUGGGAAAUGAUUUCAUUGAUGGUAUUGUCAACUUUGAGAAGUUGCGCAUGAUUGCAAAGGAGAUUCGCCAUAUUGGCACCAUGUGUUCAGCGCGAUAUGAUGUCAGCAACAUGCUGCUGAGUACCCAUGGAAAUUUCUCCAGUUCACUAGUAUCAGGAAUGGCCACACUGAAACGAACCAAGAACAGACGUGCGUCUACUGUACCCAACCCAAAAAAGAUGUACGAAGAGGCUCAAAUGGUGCGCAAAGUACGCUCAUACCUCAGCACCAUGCCUGUCAACACCAAUGAGGACCAGCUGGCAGAAAUGUCAAUCAGUGUGAACCUCCAGCUCGCAAAAGGGAUGUUUCACCUGGCAUCAACAACAGUUCUCCUAACCUUGAAGACAAGCGUGCCAUUCCUCCUGGCCCCAAGUUUGACAAAGUCUCCGACCUGUACCUACCACUUGUUUAUGGAUCGCUGGGGUCCAUGGAGGUGUGCAUGGACAAUGACUCAGGCUGUGCUGGAAUGGGGUCAACAUUAACUCUCAAGUCAGGGGCCAGUUACUCGCCUGCAGUAGAUCAUCAAGUGCCAUUCCCCUAUCACCAUCCAGGUGUUCCAGUGUCUCAACACCGCCCUCCUCUACCAACGUACAGCGUGGCUAUGAACAACACUCCUCGGGCGCCAAUAGCAGAUCCUGAGGAAGAACAAGUUUCAGCUGUGUGAAAUUUCAAGCAUGAAGAUUUUGCCACUCAUUGACUUAAAAGAGCCAGUAUUUCUGCCACUGACUUGAAAGACACAGUCACUUCCACUUACUUGACAGUUUUGUCAGGCAUCAUCCUGCUGCUGGUGUUGGGGUCCUGCUACAGCAUGAUGGACUGUCCUUUAUGUCUUCUGUCACAGGGAAACACUAUCAAAACAAUGGCUUUCACCUGGCAGGAAGUGGAAAGUGGAUAGUGAUCAGUACCCCAGGGACAGCAGCUUGGUUUUCACAGACCCACACGAAAACACGGCCAAUGAAUUGAGUGCCCUGACUUCAGUAGGCUUGCACUCUACCAUUUACACAUGCCUAAGCGAGAGGCACAGAGGGAGAAAGGAAAACGUUACAUUGUAUGGGUGUGUGGAUGUGCGCUUCCUCAAAGCAAGAAAGAAGAUAAGUGCUCAGCAUUAAGCAAAUUGUCUGCUGCAUUGCAUGCUGCUGCUUCUGCUGCCCCUCCAGCUCUGCUGACUAGAUCUGUGAUGUGAACUAGAUGAGCUUGGCACAUGCCACGCAAAAGUAGAACCUGUGCUGACAUGUAGCUCGCAACUUGACUUGCAGCAGUGAGGGAGGAAUCUAUGCUUGUGCUGUACGAGCAUUCUUGGCUGGAUUUAAUUGACAAGGGCCCUCCCCUCACCCCAACCCCUACAAAAGCAGCUGAUAUCCCAAAGCAUUUUUAGAUUGUCUCGGGAUUUAUUGUGAAAACUAAAGUGGUCAAUCUGCAUCUGCUGGACAGCCAGACCAUUUUUAAACUGACCAACAAGGCUGGGGUGCAGCCCUGCACCUUUCUCACAUUUCUACUGGCUGAGAAAGGCAGGUGUGGUGUCCGUGGAUUGUCUGUUUUCAUGAUGGUGCUAUGUCCUGCUUAAAAAAGUUUUGGAGCAAGAAACAAGACACAAGACAAGAAACGACGACAUGCAUGAGUAGAGUUCCAUGUCAACAUAGUACAUGUAGAUAGCAGUAGGGCUCCAAGAUGGUGGCUCUCCUUGGAUAAUCUAUCUGAAGCGGGUAAUUAGCAGGUUGCCUAUCCUUGUGAUGCACAGUGUGUGUCAGACCUAUUUGAACAGAUGAGUCACAGUAUUUUUAUGCAAGUUUUGUUUUCGUAUGUGGAUUUCAUUUGUUAUUUACCCACUUCUCCCCAUUGAAGAUCAAGAGUGAUUAACUCACAGCAUGAUUGUUAUUAGACAUUAUAUUUGUUGACAUAAUGAAAUAAGUCACCACAUCAGCCACUAGUUUGUGUCUAGUGGUUAUGUUCAGUUAAUGCAUGUCUGUGUGGGCUUUGUUUACUAAAUGACAAGCUUGAAUAUAUAUAUUAAUAAUUAUAUGGGCUUGAAUAGGUUUUGUUGGACCAGAGCAAAGGCUUCUUAAAUCACAUCUUAAAUGCACAUUCUAAGUCAGCUAGUGUGCCAUAUUUAUUACCAGCUAGGUUUUAGUUUUUUUUAAAAAAAAUGAUAAAGUGCUUUGUUUUAUCAAGGAAAAUGAAAAGCACCACCAGAUAUCAUCUUGUUUCCAGGUUUAUUAGAUGACUUUGAUAAAAGUAUAGUGACUAUGGCUUGUGAUGUAUUGUAACACAUUAGAUAAAGAGCAUAGGUGGCCAAUUGGAGCCACAGGUUUUGUUCUUAGUGAGCAAAAGUUUAAUCCCAGAAGUAGAAUUUUCCUUUUUUGGCCACCCCUCCCAACCCAUCCAACCACCUACCCAAUAUCACCAUGGCUAGAACACAGUUGUUCUAGCAGGAAGUGAACCCCUCAGGCAGCUUAUAUUUCUACUGAGCUUGGGCUCGGUUUCCUGAACAAUCUAAGUAUCUUCUGGGGAAUUUGUGCAGUGAGAAGUCAGAAAAAUGUAACCAAGAUUUUUCUAUAAACAUAACACAGAUUCCCACAUUCUGGGAUUAUUUUCUUUUAUCUAUCUUGAAGCAAUCAUAGGAUUGGGGUCUAAUGUUUUUUUUUUACCUAUUUCUCUAGUGUACUUCACAAUCUCAUGAAUAAAUUCAUAAAGAGAGAGAACAUUCUUUACUUCUGCACUUCCACAGGCAGCAGAGAGGGUAGGAGCAAGCCACAGAAUGUGCUAGUUGUUUAAACUGGUGGAAAGGAAUUGCACUUCUGAAUGGCCUUCAUUAAUAAUGUCUAUUUCCUUAAAGUUUUUCCAAGAGUGUGUUUCUCUCUCUGUGAUCACAUCUGGGGCUAUAGCUGCACAACACCUCUCUAGCUAUAAGCAUUCCUGUUGAUUCCUUGACAUUGCAUCCAUUUGUCAGCUUAUGGCUGGAGCACCUGUAUGAUGAAAGAAUGGUCUUGCAUAGAAAACAGUAUUUUUUUUUUUUUUGUAAAUCUGCUUUUUAAACAUUUUAAGAACUUAAAGCUCUCUGCACAACUACCACAUUUAAUCAGAAUAUUAUUGUUUUUCGAGACCCCAUGGAUGCUUUUAUCAAUCACAAUAAUGAGAGUUUUUUAAAUGGUUAUUUAGGGGUUCUGCACUUCCUGUUUGCACCAUGGUUGGCUGUUUCGUGAAAUGCUGAUGUUUUGCCUGUUUGGUACAGCGCUCAUGCUGUUAUCUGUUUCAUCCCUGAUAAUAUGUGAGAAGCUAUUAACAAUUAUCUGAGGGUUAGGACAAAUAACAUGAUCUUAUUGAGCACAGUUCUGAGGUAGAUGGUGCAGUUCCCAGAACUUGAGAUUUUAGUAAAAUGCUUAGUUGGUUAGGGGUCUUUGUGCACAGGAUAUUACUGCAGAAAAGGUAAGAAUGUGCAGCUGACAUCUGGAUAGAGAACAACAGACAUGACAAAAUAUAAAAAACACCGUGGCCAUUGUAGAAGUAAUAAGAUUGGCUGGCAGCAGGUUUAGAGGUGGACUCUGUUCAGUUUUUGCUGAAUAGAACUGCUGACAAAACAGGCUUCUAUCACUAAUUAAAUUAGUUACAAAUACACUAUGAGAACUACUAAUAGAAACUUAAUAGGUUUAACAGGAAGUGAUCAGUUCAGAGUUCAUAGGCCUUCAUUUUUGACAGCACCUCUUAGGUGUCAACUAGGCGAUAACCUUUGUGUAGUGAAAUCUCAGUGUUCACGUGCAAGGAACUUUUAAUGAAAUUCUAGUCAGAUAAAAGGUUUUGUCUUGUUGAAGGAAGUGUAUUAGACUAUAAGUUUUUUAGGUGUGCCCUGUGAUUUAAUUUUUGCUCUUUGAUAUUGUUUAGAAAAACCACUUCAUCCAAUAUAUCCUUUGUGCAUCUUCAGUUAAAUAAAGAAGGGAUAGUGAUUUUCUAUACAAUCGGGAAAAUGUGGUUUUCCCAGAGAUAAAAAUGUGAUCCAGUUUUUGUAACGUUUCAGCAUUAUGUCCCUACAAAUGUGAAUGUUGUGAGUAGUAUGCACUUGCAUUUGUGCAAGAGCAACAACACAUAACAUUUAUCAUAUAUGUGGCCACUCUGUGUGGUGUAACUGUGUGUUGUUCAGGGCCUUGCUUAGACCACAUUCAUCAAUUUAUAUUUUGUAUGAAGCUUGUGGACACAUAAGGCCUUGUAUAUACUCACAGCAUUAACAGGAGAUGCGCCAGAACAAGUAAUUUUUUUUAGCACUUUUAGUUUUGUACCCCAGACAAGUUUAAUCAUUAUUUUGGAGAGAAAAAGGCAUUGCUUUUCUUACCUUCAUAGAUCAGUGUUGAGUUUGUUAAAAGUUCAAGCUGGGGAUUGGGUAUUCCCUUGUUUCCCUAGAACCAAGUGAGCCUACCAUUCGUUCUCAUUUCUGUUGCAAUGACAGUGCAAUGGCUAAGUGUGCUGAUUGUGAGAUUAUAUCUUUGAAAGACAGACUUUGGGAAACAUUCAGAUUCUGCAGAUGUCCACAACAUUGUUAGUAAACCUUUCUUGACUUUUUCAGUGGAGAUAUUGAUCUAAGCAGCACAUACAAUGUUUUAGCAAUUUUUUUUUUUUUCAAGCUGCUUAUAAUAGUUAUCUCCACCUCUGAGAAACCCUUGGUGAACUGUGGAAUGAUUACGAUUUUCUUAAGGCAUGGAGAGGGAAGGAGGGAGCAAAAAAGCAGAGCUCUAAGCAUCAGUAUAAUUCUGUGAUAAAUAAAGUUCGUAAUGCCAGUCUUGGUUUGGGGGAAAAUGAUCGUUUAAAACAUACCAGUACAUGGAUUGUGUUUGUGCCUUCCAUAGUAUUUAAUAGCUGCGAGCAAGACUGGACUGAGAACGCCCUUUGCUGGCGUCUGGACCGCUGGAGAUGAAGGUAGCACCUGGCCGCAGCAUUUUGUCAGUGGGUGCAGCUGCUGCCUAAGUGUUCUAUGACGUUUGCAGUCUUGAAACAACUCUAAAAAAUUUGUUGAUUCAGUAUAAUUGAAGUCUUUUUGUCUUCGGUUAGACAGUUAAUGGGCUAAAGAAUGGCUCUUUCAGUUUAUAUGACCUUUUAGAAGCCUAAUUAUUUUAUGUUGGGAUCUGCUUCGAGUGAUGGUGUUUUGUUUUUUUAUUUAAGAUUUUUUUUUCUCGAAAGAUAUACUUCUGCUUUCUGUGUCAGAAAAUUUAACAAUCUCAAGAUUUGUAAUAAAUCUAUUGAGGUCUUGUAGAUCGAUACAUUGCCAUGUAGGAUAUGUACUCCAAGACAAUAAUAGAACAUUGCAAAUUAUUUUUUGAUUUGAGCUAAAGUGAGAGAUAGCCAAUAAGUUGCAUUUAUUUUUCACAAUUUAGAAUACAUUCAUAGUAUGAUAGACAAAAUAUGUUUCCAAAGGAUGAGAAGCCUCUGGUACACAAGCUGUUCUGUGGUAUUUUCAUCCGUGAACUUGUUGCAGGUUUCUCCCCUUUCCGCCAAGGUGGAUUAAUCAUUUGCUGUUAAUAUGCGAGCAUAUAAUUAGGAAAAUAUCAGUCUGUGACCAUUUCUAGACAGAGAUUGUGGCUUGUUCUUACCCUAGGGCGAUGUGUUCAGAGGUUCGCUCUACGUCUCCUUCGCCACCUCCAGCCUUUAUCCUCCCAAGCCCAUGCCUUUCCUCCUAGCUGUGAAUUAUUGGUCCCCAAUGUUCAUGCAUGUAAGAACCUCAUUAUACCUCCUUCAUAAGUCCACGGUAGCUAAAAUUCCCAGCGAUCAAGCGUAACAUUGUGUGCAACUCAUUAUGUUGCACAAGUUGUUUGAGUCUGGUUUUUUAGCCACCGCCUUCAAUAAAUACACUGAUCUGAAGGUGA